Molecule: messenger RNA, 1487 nt
Organism: Bactrocera latifrons
Lineage: Eukaryota; Metazoa; Arthropoda; Insecta; Diptera; Tephritidae
Product: venom serine protease
Exons: 6
Coding region: 210-1412 (400 amino acids)
Biological process (GO): proteolysis
Molecular function (GO): serine-type endopeptidase activity
Source: RefSeq, a predicted model, not a curated record
UAUCUGCAAAUUAUCUGCGUUGUCUUUAUCAGUCGAAUCGGUCGCAGGUGAAAACACGCGUAUUUAAGUGUAUAUGUACCUGUGUGUGUGUUUUAUGCGAUUUAGUGAAAUACUUAUCUAAAAACCGUAGUAGUAACGGUGUGUUAGACGUUCAUCAACCUGACGAUCAGUCGUUAUUGUUUCUUGUCGGCGUAACGGUAGUGAGUGAAAUGUCGCACAAAAGAACGCUAAUCUGCAGUAUCGUGCUACUUAUUCUGCUCAGUGGCAACCAUGGUGUCUUAGCGCUCUUUGAGGGCUGCGAUAGCACGUUUGAAAUAAACCCCGGCACCACCUAUUUGCAAUCUCCGUAUUAUCCCAACACAUAUCCUCCAUGGACGUCUUGCCGCUAUCAAAUUAUUGCACCUCUGGACUAUACCAUCGAAGCCAAUUGCACCAUCGAUUUCCCCAGUAAUGCCGGUCAAUGCACAACGGAAUAUUUUUAUGUGAGCACCGAAGGCGAUCCGCAACUUCGCGAUUCGGAACAGUUCUGCGGCCAAGGCGCAUUUACACGUGUCUCCUUAUUUCGUAAGCUAACUUUGGCGUAUGCCUCCUAUGGCAAUACAGGCAGAUUCCUGUGUUCGUUAACAAUACGACCGCAGCAGUGCGAAUGUGGUUGGUCGACGUCCACGAAAAUCGCCAAUGGGCAGGAAGUCGGCACUAAUGAGUUCCCAUUUAUGGUCGGGCUGCAAAAUUUGGCAUCUAGCACGGACAUUUUUUGUGGCGGCACCAUUAUCUCGCAUUUCCACAUAAUCACCGCCGCUCACUGCGCUACGAUUCAACCGGACGCCUCUCAAAUCAUAGCGCACGUUGGCUUCACACAAAUAUCGACAUUGAACAAUUCCCGUUAUGCGGCAGCUUAUCGCAUUCAAAGUAUAACUAUGCAUCCAGGCUACACGGAUGAUCCGCCCGUUAAUGACAUCAGUGUGCUGGUAACCAGAGUAUUGAUUGAAUGGGAACGCGGCGUUGGUCCGAUCUGUCUUCCACCAGCUGGUUCAUCGACCUUUGCUUACCAAAACGUGGAUGUUGCCGGUUGGGGAACCGAAAGCUUUGCCGGUCCGACUACAGAUGCACUAAUGAAAGCUAAUCUAAUGGUGGUCGAGAAUUCUGUGUGUCAGGAAAAGUACAAUGUGCCAAUUUAUUCCUCUCAAAUCUGCACUACGGACUACUCUGGCCAAGGCCGUGAUGCAUGUCAGUAUGACUCGGGCGGUCCGGUGGUGUGGCGCAGUUCACGCAUGUUUCUCGUUGGCUGUAUUAGCUUUGGCCAGGCCUGCGGUCAGCCGUAUGGCACCGGCGUCAAUACGCGUAUAACCUACUUUUUGAACUGGAUUCGGCAAGUAACGGGUUACACGACCUGCGUAAAACAACUGGGUUAAUACUGUUAAGAUAUCCAUAUCAAUUAUUGUGUAAAUAAAUAUAUUAUAUAUAAUGUACAUAUCUUUAAACAAGAA